UCAAAUAGUCGUUUGAUUAAAUGACGCAGAGUGCAGACAAGGCCACGGUCGAACAGUCGCCAGUCGAUUCGCCACCAGACUGCCGCCGUAGUUUAUUUUCGGAGCUAAUUCACUAUGAUACAGCGGUGAUACGAAGAAAUUUUUUGUUGUUGUUUGUUUUAUAUUGUGUUUUCGAGAUGUGAAAACGGUGUAAGAUAUAUAUCUUAUAACUGUUAAACGGACUUUUUUAAUAAGGUCCUUGAUAAAUCCCAUCCCACCAACGCAGCCUUGGUGUACCGGGUUGAACGUACAACCAUGUCUCUCCCAAUGCUACGCCGUUGUUGCGGGUGUGUCUCGUUAGAAAGAGGUUGCCUUCUACUAGCUUUAAUUUCCACUGUAAGCUGUAUAUUGUAUAUAAUAGCGGGAUGCUGGAACCUCCCACAGCAUAUGGAAAGAGAAAAAGAAGAUAAUCUUAUAUCCAUGACAAUGAUCAUGUUUUCAUCACUCUCCCUCAUCAGUAACGUGUUUGUUCUAAUCGGUAUUGCAAGGAGGCGACCGAACUAUCUCCAACACUCUCUAAUGUGCAACUCCAUGUUCAUACUGUGUAUCUUUCUUGUGGUGACAGUAACCUGUAUCUACAGUCCAGAGUUCAAACACUAUAAACAAUCCCCAGUGAAUAUUGUCCUUAUUGUUAUUGCCUGGAUAUGUGGAGCUGCUUACUCAAUGUACUAUUUGAUUAUAGUCAACAGUCUAUAUUUAAAAAUGAAGUUUUCAUACAGUGAAACCGGCUUGCCAAUGUAAAGAGCUGGCUGUUCGCAUUUACUCUUGUUGAAGCUGCUUCUUGAGAUUCCUGCUACCAGGAACAAUGCUAAACUACGGGUGAGGUCUAUACGACUCUGCGACCUAGGAGCUACGUAAAGAAACUGCAGAAUAUUGCUACGAGAUGGCGCUAAAACAUUAUUUGUAUUGUACAAUAUAGAGUACGUAAGUUUGCAAAUAUCAUAGGCAUUUUAAUGACUUUUGUUGGUAAACUAUUUGUGUGUACGUAUAUCUGUAUUAUAUAUUAAGAGGUUUUUGAAAUUGAAUCGAUAAAAUUUUACACUAUUUUAUUUGAGUACCAUCUUUUUUAAUGAAAUUUUGUUUACACUAUGACGAAAGCAACAGUAUAAUUUGGACAAGUGUACAUCGCUUAUGUGCAAUACAUAACAAAUAUCGCAAUGUGUGUGAUAAUGUAAGUAAGCAAAAACUAAAUAUAACUUAAGCUAGUCACUAUACAUAUUGAUUAUUUAAGUAAAUAAUCCUAAGGAGGUCCCGUGGGGUAGGUGACCAACCUGAUCCUGACACAAAUAUUGUUUCAUUGGGAAUCAAUCCUACGAGUGACUACAAAAUGAGCGGUUACUGUGAAAUUGUAACUUUAGUAAGCUUCGCGCCUGUUUUUUUUAUACAGAACAGGGCUCGCGAGUGCGUUGCCGGCCUUUUAAGAAUUGGUAAAAGAAAUGAAACAUGAGUGUUUAGUAGAAAUAUUUUUUGAGAUACUAAGUUGUAUUUUAGUAAAAACAGUUAAGUAACUAAAAAUACACGAAGCAUUAAUAAUAAUAAUAAUAGUUGUUUAUUUGCCAGGAUAGUGGUACAGUGGUUAGAUCGAUCAAUUACAAAUAUCCGCACAAUC
This is a messenger RNA of Pieris brassicae (large cabbage white), 1648 nucleotides long. RefSeq lists its product as uncharacterized. The record is from RefSeq and is a predicted model, not a curated record. The transcript has 7 exons. The coding region runs from base 295 to 780 and encodes 161 amino acids. NCBI's taxonomy places the organism in Eukaryota, Metazoa, Arthropoda, Insecta, Lepidoptera, Pieridae.